Phialemonium atrogriseum is the source of this 696-nucleotide messenger RNA. Its product is annotated as O-methyltransferase. The transcript is spliced from 2 exons. Lineage: Eukaryota; Fungi; Ascomycota; Sordariomycetes; Cephalothecales; Cephalothecaceae. The coding region runs from base 1 to 696 and encodes 231 amino acids. Gene Ontology annotation, molecular function: O-methyltransferase activity. The record is from RefSeq and is a predicted model, not a curated record.
AUGUCAGCCCCCGACCCAGCAACAGCGAACCCCCUCCAGGGCGUGCCCGACCACAUCCUCUCGCUCCUCUCGCGCCUGCACGCCGAGUCGGCCGCGCAGGAGGAGGACCUGCGCCGCGAGGACUUCGCGAACAAGUCCCUAGACGUGAUCAUGCGCGACAAGUUCAUCGCGCUCGAGGCGGACAAGGCGCAGUUCGUGUACCAGCUGUGCCGCGCCAUCAACGCCAAGACCAUCGUCGAGGCCGGCACCUCGUACGGCGUCAGCACCAUCUACCUCGCGCUGGCCGCGUCCGCCAACGCCGCGGCCACCGGCGGGAAGGCUCGCGUCGUCGCCACCGAGCACGAGCCCGAGAAGGCGGCCCGCGCUAGGGAGUAUUGGCGCGAGUGCGGGGAGGUGGUCAGUGGAGCGAUUGACCUCCGCGAGGGCGAUUUGAGGGAGACGCUGAAGGAGGAUCUGGAGAAUGUGGACUUUUUGCUUCUGGACAUUUGGACACCGAUGGCUUUGCCCACGCUGAAGCUCGUCCAGCCGAAGAUGCGCUACGGAGCCGUGGUGGUCGCGGAUAACACCGUCGGAGCUGCGACACUGUACAAGGAGCUUCUUGACUACAUGCGUGAUCCAGAGAGCGGCUUCGUUAAUUCAACGCUGCCUUAUCAGCAGGGGUUGGAGUUUAGUAUCUACCUGCCAAAGCGGAAAUAG